AUGGACCCAGCCCGGGGUCGAGAUCCUGCGCUGGAGGGGACAGCGGAGAGCGCGCAGCAGGUGCAUGAGCCCGCCGCGCCUCGUCCGCGUCCCUCCGCACACCCCUCCGCAAGAGUCCGGGCGUUCACCUCCGCGUCAGCCGCCGCGGCAGCACUCUCCCCGAUGUCGCUCAUCGCGAAAUUCGGCAGCAGUCCCCUCGCCGCCGUUCUCCAGAGCAUCGCGAUUAUCACCGGGACGGCGCUGGCGAUCAUCUGUCCCCCACAGGCCGGCGCUCUCCUCGCCACCCAUCCCCUCGUGGUCGGGCAGGACAGCGCUCACCCCGAGCGCGAUCCCCCGCACAACGCUCUCCGCGGCGAUCUCCGGCGACGCGGGGGAGGGGGUCGCCUGGACGUCGCUGGGAUUCGGUUCGCCGCGAGCAGUCCCCUCCGCGUCCGCACUCGGCUGGUUCCGGAGGCCAUCGGGGCCGGCGGAAUGGCGGCGCGGGCGAGUGGGGAGCCGACUCACGUGCACAUUGAGGUGACCAACGGCCCUCCCUUCGCCGCGGAUCCUGGCCAGAUGGCUCCUCUGCGCGCGCCGACACUGCGCGAAUAUCUGCCAGCGCGGGAGGGGAGGGCACAGUUUCGCACCCCUCGUCAGGUCCCGGGCUUCUCCGCGCACUCGAAUCCUUGCUGGCCGUCGGCGUUUCCGCGCGAAGCUCCGACUGCACCUCCCCCCACUCGCGCGGGGAGAGACCCCAUGCUGACCAUGUGCCGGGUUCUGAACCUGGCUGGCGGAGGUGUGCGAGGUGGUGGCGAACCUGCAGCUGGCGAAUCGCUCGAGUCGCCAUUGGCACCCGUGUCGGAAGCGCCCGCCGGGGUAGCGCCCUUAGAGCGUACUUUCCCCCACCACGUGGGGGAUCUUGUAGGUGCUGCUCAAGUCGGGUCCCCCGUGGACACACUGCAGUCGUCGGCCCAUCUCCUCCUUGCGAUGUCGGCGUGCAUGCGCUCGAUGCUGGAGAUGGAGGGGGCGGAGCCGUACAUGAUGUAG
This is a messenger RNA of Closterium sp. NIES-65, 1026 nucleotides long. Lineage: Eukaryota; Viridiplantae; Streptophyta; Zygnematophyceae; Desmidiales; Closteriaceae. The record is from the annotation of a GenBank genome assembly.